AGACAGACAGACCAUGGAGCGGCUGGUUGUGUGUGUGCUGCUGUGUGUACUUCUGUGUGCGGUGCUGGUGAAGGGCUAUAACUGCCCCGGCCGCUGCAUCUGCCAGCACCUCUCGCCCACUCUGACUCUGCUCUGUGCUAAGACUGGUCUGCUGUUUGUGCCCCCAACCAUCGACCGCAAGACCGUGGAGCUGCGCCUCACAGACAACUUCAUCACCAUCAUCCGCAGGAAAGACUUUUUCAACAUGACCAGCCUGGUCCACCUCACCCUGUCCCGUAACACCAUCAGCCAGAUCACGCCCCAUGCCUUCCUGGGCCUGCGCUCCCUACGAGCCCUCCACAUGGACGGCAACCGCCUCAGUGUCAUCAAGAGCGACCACUUCAAAGGCUUGGUCAACCUCCGCCACCUCAUACUGGGGAACAACCAGAUCCACCACGUGGCCCCUACCUCCUUUGAUGAGUUUGUGUCGACCAUCGAGGACCUGGAUCUGUCCAACAACAACCUGAGGACCCUGCCCUGGGAGGAGAUAGGCAGGAUGAGCCACAUCAACACCCUCACCCUUGAUCACAACCUGAUCGAUCACAUCGGAGCUGGGACUUUCACGCUCCUCACCAAGCUGGUUCGUCUGGAUAUGACCUCCAACCGGCUGCAGAAGCUACCUCCAGACAGCCUGUUUCAGCACGCCCAGGUGCUGUCAGACGCCAAGGGCUCCAACCCGUCCUCCCUGGCAGUGAGCUUCGGAGGGAACCCUCUCCAUUGUAACUGUGAGCUGCUGUGGCUCCGCAGACUGACACGGCACGAUGACCUGGAGACAUGCGCCUCCCCGGACCACCUCAUGGACAAGUACUUCUGGUCCAUCCAGGAGGAGGAGUUCAUCUGUGAGCCCCCGCUCAUCACCAAGAACCUAUCCACCAAGCCCUACGUCAUGGAGGGCCAGGGGGUCACCCUCAAGUGCAAGGCCAUGGGAGACCCAGACCCGGCCAUCCACUGGCGCUUCCCAGACGGCAAACUGGUGCACAACAACUCCCGCACCAUCCUGUAUGACAACGGUACCUUGGACAUCCUCAUCACCACCCUGAAGGACAGCGGUGCCUUCAACUGUGUGGCCUCCAAUGCUGCAGGCAUCGCCACAGCUGCCGUGGAGAUCAACAUGAUCCCUCUGCCCCUGUUCGUAAACAACACAUUGCACCACAUGCGCGAGGCUGAUCGGGGCCUCUCUGACAUCACCACCUCCUCCAAGUCAGGCAACGACACCAAGGGCCAUGACAAGCACCAGGACAGGAGGGUGGUGGUGGUCGAGUUGACCUCCUCCUCGGCUGUGAUUCGCUGGCCCUCCGAGCGCCACAUCCCAGGCAUCAGGAUGUACCAGAUUCAGUACAACAGCACUGCAGACGACACACUGGUUUACAGAAUGAUCCCUUCCACCAGUAAGACCUUUCUGAUCAACGACCUGGCGGCGGGCCGGGAGUAUGACCUGUGUGUCCUGGCGGUGUACGACGACGGCAUCACCUCUCUGACGGCCACGCGCGUGGUGGGCUGUGUCCAGUUCCACACGGCCAGCGAGGUCAGCCAGUGCCGCUUCAUCCACAGCCAGUUUCUGGGCGGCACCAUGAUAAUCAUCAUUGGCGGCAUCAUCGUGGCUUCAGUGCUGGUGUUUAUCAUCAUCCUCAUGAUCCGCUACAAAGCCCACAGCAGCCCAGAGGACAGCAAGGUCAAGGUCAGCUCCAGCAUGCACUCCCAGACCAACGGCAGCCAGCACAGACUCCAGCGCUCCACCUCCAAACAGCCUUCUGAGGACAGCCACCAGAGAGAAGCCCAAACAGUGGCAGCCAAGGAGUGCAUGGCCCUGGUGCUGAAGGUCGAUAGUGACAAGAGGGAGUGGGACACUCCUCUGGCCACCACAGCCAUCCUGGAAGUGGAGCUGCCCCCCCUGCUCACGGACAAGGUGAGGAGGACCAGCCUGGACGCCCAGCGCUCUGGAUCUGGCCCCCCGUCAGAGGACACACAGACAGAAAGCAGCCUGACGGGCUCCACAAUGUCCUUGUGUCUCUUAGGUCCCAACGCCGGCACUAAGGAGGCCCCCAGGCUCAAGGACAAGAAGAGCGCCCUGGCCAACAUGGGGUUUAAUAAUGAGCUGGCACGAACUAGGCACAGGUUCAGCUUUGACGGGGGAGACUACUCCAUAUUUCAGAGCCACAGUUACCCCCGCAGAGCGCGGACGAGGCGGCACAAGUCUACAAACCAGCUCAACGUGGAGUCCUCGCCGCUCGCUAACCGGAGAGUCACUUUCAGCAGCACUGAAUGGAUGCUAGAGAGCACAGUGUAAGAGAUACAACCUGGCCUCUCUGGUUCUCUCAAAGACACACACACACACACACACACACACACCAACAGUUUGACACAUUUACACAUCUAACAAAUAAAGCUACAUGCAUACACACACAGACUCAGAGAGUUGCUAGAGAAGAACACAGUCCCCUUUCAUCCUGCCUCCCCUCAUACUCCCAGAGCGACACAGAGAGUUGUCGGCCAUUUCAUUAGUUUCUGCAGCAGUGCCUUAUUCUAAAAUAUGUACGAAUGGAGGAUGCUGCUCAUUGUAGUCAUUAACUUUCCUUUCUAUCAUGGUUUUCCCCCUGUUUCAUGGGGAGUGAUUCUUUGAGAUUUUUUUGUUCUAUGACAUGCCAAGGGUUGGGGCAGUUGUAACUUUUCCUUGUUAAAAAGACCCCACUGUAAAGUGAACAACCAGGUAUCCUGUAUGUUGAUCAUCCUUUGGGUUCUUUCAAAGACUUUUGCACACGAAGACACGACGAUACGAGAACAAGUAUCACACCAGUCUAUACAGUAAUAAAAAGAUUAUAGAACUAUACACAUGCCGAUUUCAAACGUUAGCAGAGAGGAUGGACCUGAAAAACCUGUGGACUCCUCCAUGCUGGUUGGACUGUAUGAUAUUACUAGCUAUUGUUCCUGAUGUGACUGUAUAUUAAUCGGUAUUGUAUCUGGCUGGUCUAGAUAAAAAACAAAAAAAAUACAUAUAGAAGUAUAUUAAAAACAUUGGUGUAUGUGUACUAUAUAAGUCAUAUGUCACAACUUUUUACUGAGCAUUUGGGUGUUGGCCACAAGUUUUUACAUUAAAAACCUGCGUCCUCACACUUCCCCCUAUUUAGUAUGACAAGGUUUGGACCACUGAUCCCUUAUGAGAGGGUAUUAAAUUUUUUGUGUGGGUUAACUGUACCGGUGGUGCACUGUCCUUUUCUUAUGGUCAUCCUGGAUCCUUUCAUCAAAAUCAUGAAAGCUGCUUGCACAUGGAUCAGUGGGAAGGCCUAUAUGCAUUAAGGCAUGUAUCUUAUCAAAUAUAUAUUAAGAUAUCAUAUCUUGUGCCUGUUGAGACAAACAUGUGGGAGACU
Salvelinus sp. IW2-2015 is the source of this 3404-nucleotide messenger RNA. RefSeq names its product leucine-rich repeat and fibronectin type III domain-containing protein 1-like. Lineage: Eukaryota; Metazoa; Chordata; Actinopteri; Salmoniformes; Salmonidae. Gene Ontology annotation, molecular function: protein binding. The record is from RefSeq and is a predicted model, not a curated record.